UCUUCAUAUACGCAGAGGAAAAUGCAAUAGACUUGUAGCUAGUUAUUAGCUGGCCGAGAAAGGAGGUGAUGAGUUAGCCAAGUUAGCACUGGGACGGAGAAGCCUGUUUCUUUGUGAGGUUGAAAUGGAAGCACAUACAUAUGGUGCAGCAGUGGUUGUACCGACCAACUGGAGUGUGGUUGUUACUGUCAUUGGCAUGCACAUUGAAUAACGGAGUGCAUGCAUGCGUGAAGCAAGUGAAGCGUUGCUGCUGUGUACUGUACUACUCGUCCUACAAGGCUAGAAGCAGAAAGUAAGAGAAAGCAAAUGUGAGUGUCAAAAGAUGAUGCGUGCCAUCAUCGUUCCAUGCAUUGGUUCACCACCAUAGGAGGAUGCAUUGGUCAUGUAUGCCAACCACAAAACCACCGCUGUCUAAUGACUUUGUAGCUAGCUAGCAGGAAUGCAGGAUCUUCUUUUUCUUUGUAACAUGAUCUCUGUAUCCCCCCUGCUUUCUGCUCUGCACCUCCACCACCACCUGCUACUGCUGCUCCUAUAUAAAGAGACCCUUGCAUAAGCAAUUCUAAUCAAUACUGAAGCAGAAGAGAGGAGCAAGCAAGCAUCCGGCAUGUCAACGUCCUCAGUGCUCCUGAUGACCCUGCAGGUUGCUGCUCUUCUCCUCUGCUGGCUGCUGCAGCAGACAGUAGUUGCCAAGGAGCAGUACCAUGAGUUCGUGGUCCAGGAGGCGGCGGUGACGAGGUUGUGCCGGAAGCACAGCAUCAUGACGGUGAACGGGCAGUUCCCGGGGCCGGCGUUGGAGGUGAGCGAGGGCGACUCCCUGAUCGUGAGGGUCAUCAACCGGGGCGGCUACAACGUGACGGUGCACUGGCACGGCGUCCGGCAGAUGCGGACGGGGUGGUCGGACGGGCCCGAGUACGUGACGCAGUGCCCCAUCCGCCCUGGCCAGAGCUUCACCUACCGCUUCACCGUCGCCGGGCAGGAGGGCACCCUGUGGUGGCACGCCCACAGCUCCUGGCUCCGGGCUACCGUACACGGCGCCCUCAUCAUCCGCCCCCGCUCCGGCGUCCCUUACCCCUUCAACGCCGGCAAGCCACCCGCCAGGGAGAUCCCCAUCCUGCUCGGGGAAUGGUGGGACAUGAACCCCAUGGACGUGGUCCGCACCGCCACCCGCACCGGCGCCGCGCCCAACAUCUCCGACGCCCUCACCGUCAACGGCCAGCCCGGCGACCUCUACAGGUGCUCCUCCAAGGACACCACCACGUUCCCCGUCAGGUCCGGCGAGACCAACCUGCUGCGCUUCAUCAACGCCGCGCUCAACACGGAGCUCUUCGUCUCCCUCGCCGGCCACACCAUGACCGUCGUCGGCGCCGACGCCUCCUACACCAAGCCCCACGCCACGUCGGUGCUCAUGAUCGCGCCCGGCCAGACCACCGACGUCCUCGUCACCUUCGACCAGCCGCCCGGCCGGUACUACCUCGCCGCCCGCGCCUACGCCAGCGCCCAGGGCGUCCCCUUCGACAACACCACCAGCACCGCCAUCUUCGACUACGGCGGCGGCAGCGGCAGCCCCGCGAUGCCGACGCUCCCGGCCUACAACGACACGGGCACGGCGACGGCGUUCACGACGAGCCUGCGCGGCCUGCGCAAGGCGGAGCUCCCGUCGCGCGUGGACGAGAACCUCUUCUUCACCGUGGGCGUGGGGCUCGUCAACUGCUCGGCGGCGGGCCAGCAGAGCUGCGGCGGGCCCAACAACACGCGGUUCGCGGCGAGCAUCAACAACGUCUCCUUCGUGCUGCCGUCCACCCUGUCCAUCCUGCAGGCGGCGCGCUACCAAGGCGGCGGCGGCGGCGGCGUGUUCAGCGCUGACUUCCCCGGCACCCCGCCGGUGCAGUUCGACUACACGGCGCAGAACGUGAGCCGCGCGCUGUGGCAGCCGGUACCCGGCACCAAGGUGUACAGGCUCAGGUACGGCGCCGCCGUGCAGGUGGUGCUGCAGGGCACCAGCAUCUUGGCCGGCGAGAACCACCCCAUCCACCUCCACGGCUACGACUUCUACAUCCUGGGCGAGGGGUUCGGCAACUUCAACGCCGCCAGGGACACGGGCAGGCUGAACCUGGAGGACCCGCCGAUGAGGAACACGGUGGGCGUGCCGGUGAACGGGUGGGCGGUGAUCCGGUUCGUGGCGGACAACCCGGGGGUGUGGCUGAUGCACUGCCAUCUGGACGUGCACAUCACCUGGGGCCUCGCCAUGGCCUUCCUCGUCGAGGACGGCGUCGGGGAGCUGCAGUCUCUCGAGGCACCUCCACCGGACCUCCCGCUCUGCUGAAUGAGCCAGCAUUAACAGUUUCAGAUUCAUCUCAUCUGCUUAUUGCCUGAUGCUGAUUAAUUAUUUGGAAUAUUCCUACUGUAACAAUUCACAGGAUUAUUUGUUACAAAUCACAGCCUAGCUCUGGGCAUCAAUCAAGACAUAAACAUUGCCAAUUUAAUCCGUCCAAAGUUUUGUUGGGCUCCCAUCCCAUUCCCAUGGGCCGGCCAUAGCAGCGUCUUCUUAUGUAUCUACUGACAUUCACUCAUUUCGCUGGGCUGGAACUGGAGCUGGUGGCUGGAGUGGUGUGAGAGAAAAAUACUGUUGACUGGCUGGUGGCUGGAAGCUGAUGCUGGAGCUAGAUAAAAGGAAAAAACUGUUGGGCUGGAGGCUGCUGGAGCUGCCGAACAGAGUUAUCAUGGACACUGAGACACGCAUACAACAUGACGGCACCCGCCCACCUCUCUGCCAUUUCACUUUACUUUUACCCAUCCUCUUCCUUCUUUCCUCUGCAAGCCCCACGCCAACUCGCUGAGCCCCACCCCUCCUCUGCAAGCGCAAGCGGAGGAGGAAACGAGGUCCGGAAUUCUUGGACUCACCCCAACUGGCCGAGAUUUCAGUGCACUGCAGUGUGACCGCCCCGUUCCUCUUCCUCCUCCGAUUUCAAGAGCAGGGUUUUCUGGGGAUUGCGGUUCAUCAACUGCCCGUCUAGGUUGUUCCCCCUAAUUCUGAUUGUUCAUGAAUUCAGCAUGUCUCUUCCUGUCAUAAUUAUUAGUGACUUCAUGUCCAACUUAUUUGCUUCCUUCAUUGAUUUUGCCCCGCAGACCCACGUGAAAAAUCUUAUCUUGUGCUUGGACUGGGAAAUUACUGUAACAAUUCCAUCUAGUACUGAGGCAUUCACUCAACUGAUUUUGGUACUCCGCUCCAAUUCCAAACAAAUGCAAUGCAACUGUACCUCUUGCUUCACUCCACCUUUCAUUUGUUUCUUGCUUUAUUUAUCUCCAUGUGCUAGUACAUAUCAGCAGUCAGGAAAGAGGGACAAUUGCAUUUGUUGCUGCACUUUAUUACUGCACUGAGGCCCUGGCCAUAUAAUGCACCUGGCAUAUUUCACAGGGGUAAGCUUCAUUGAGA
Molecule: messenger RNA, 3433 nt
Organism: Panicum virgatum (switchgrass)
Lineage: Eukaryota; Viridiplantae; Streptophyta; Magnoliopsida; Poales; Poaceae
Product: laccase-23-like
Exons: 4
Coding region: 605-2323 (572 amino acids)
Biological process (GO): lignin catabolic process
Cellular component (GO): apoplast
Molecular function (GO): hydroquinone:oxygen oxidoreductase activity; copper ion binding
Source: RefSeq, a predicted model, not a curated record